Molecule: messenger RNA, 1035 nt
Organism: Alternaria rosae
Lineage: Eukaryota; Fungi; Ascomycota; Dothideomycetes; Pleosporales; Pleosporaceae
Exons: 4
Coding region: 1-1035 (344 amino acids)
Source: RefSeq, a predicted model, not a curated record
AUGGCAACACUCUGCACAUUAGUGGCAGGUUGGCGCAUCGUCGUUCGGUUCCAGAUGAGGCCGUGGCUUGGGCUAAGUGACUGGCUCAUGAUAGGAGGUGUUAUACUCAACUUCGUAGCGUGCGUCCCGUAUGCCGCCCUCGCUGCAAAAGCUGGUCAAGGCCGCUUGAUGGCGGAUCCAUGGUGGACUGUCCCCGGGAAUACAUCCAAAGAGCUACACUUAAUCUUUAUUACGCAGUGUCUAAACGUCUACGCCAUGUUCUUGGUCAAGGCCUCGAUUUGCGCAUACCUCAUGGCUCUGGACUUUGGGCGCAGCUACCGAGUUCUCAUAUGGGUAUCCGUCGUCAUCGUGGUACUUUGCAACUUCGUCAUGAUGUUGAUACUGCACUUUGCAUACUGCCGACCGUACUACUCUCGAUGGGACUUCUCAGUACAAGGGGAGUGCUGGCCAGAGGCAGUGAGUGACGCCACGGCGUAUGUACAGAUUGCUUCGAACGUCUUUACAGAUCUGAUCUAUGCUGCUGCGCCGAUCGUAUAUAUGAGGCACGUGCAGCUCAGCAAGCAGACGCAAUGGGGUGUCAGAAUCGUAUUCCUCCUGGCCCUCGUUGGAACUGGCCUCUCGAUCGCGAAACUCUUCGUCACGAUGAAAUUCUUUCGAUCUCAGGAGAUGAUGUGGGACGCCAUCGAUCUCAGUAUCUGUAGCAUCAACGAAGUUUGCGUCGGUAUCAUUAUUGCGAACCUGCCACCAUUACGAAGGACUAUACUCGGCCUCUUCUCAAGAUUCCUUCCUUCGAACUACGCUACCAGCCUCGGUGUUUCGCGGAGGAAUACCAGCCAGUUCCACCCAACAUCCUCGCACUAUACUUCCAAGCUGCGCACCAAGCUGGAUAAUGAGGGCGAUGAUGAGAGCGAGCGACAUAUAUUGGAACUCGAAGACAGGAUACAAUGCGCAGGGAUUAUGAAGACGACGCACGUGAGCAUUCGCGAGGGCGAUGCGCAGUCACAGAGGACGCUGUCGCUCAAGCACAAUUUUUGA